AUGGAGGCCGCUUCUGCUCGCGCCGCGGCUCGCGACCGCUGGGGCGAUUUGCCAUCGUCCAGCCGAACCCCCUCCCAGCUCCAGCGCUUCGUCCAGGCUGCCUGCAGUCCCGAGAACUACGAACCCAAUCUCGCUCUGAGCCUCGAAAUUGCCGAUCUUAUAAACUCCAAGAAAGGCUCUGCUCCUCGUGAGGCUGCUACUGCCAUCGUCAACUACAUUAAUCAUCGCAAUCCCAACGUUGCCCUGCUCGCCAUCGGGCUUCUCGAUAUUUGCGUCAAGAACUGCGGUUACCCCUUUCAUCUACAGAUCGGUACCAAAGAGUUCCUUAAUGAACUUGUCAGGAGAUUCCCCGAGCGUCCGCCAAUGCGACCUACACGGGUCCAGGCAAAGAUCCUCGAAGCGAUUGAAGAAUGGCGAGGGACGAUAUGUGAAACAAGCCGAUACAAGGAGGACCUAGGGUUUAUCAGGGAUAUGCACCGGUUGCUGAGUUAUAAGGGAUAUGUCUUUCCCGAAGUGCGAAGGGAAGAUGCUGCUGUUCUAAAUCCAAGCGACAACCUCAAAUCUGCUGAAGAAAUGGAGGAAGAGGAGCGAGAGGCUCAAUCAGCCAAGCUUCAAGAGCUCAUUCGACGCGGUACCCCUGAGGACCUUCAAGAAGCCAACCGCCUCAUGAAGAUCAUGGCUGGCUACGACACACGAUCAAAGACUGACUACCGUGCAAAGGCUGCCGAGGAGGUUGCCAAGAUCCAAGCCAAGGCACGAUUACUGGAGGAGCGACUCGACUCUUUCAAGGCAGGCGACACGAUGGAAGAUGGCGAUGUUUUCAGCGAAUUAGCUUCUGCCUUGCAAAGCGCACAGCCCAAGAUCCAGAAGAUGUGUGAAGAGGAAUCCGACGAUCAUGAGGCCGUUGCCAAACUCUUGGAGAUAAACGAUAGCAUACACCGGACAGCCGAACGGUACAAGAUGAUGAAAAAGGGCGACAUGGAGGGCGCUGCCAAGGUUGCUGCCGGCGCUCCUCCUCCGUCUUCGUCCGGGACUGCAGCCGCAUCUUCAAGUGCAGCAAAUGAGCUAUCGCUUAUCGACUUUGAUGCCGAUGCCAGCAACGGUGCUCAGUCAGGCAAUACUCCUGCUCCUGCUCCCAGCGCUGGAGGUCUUGAGAACGAUCUCCUUGGUCUCGAUAUCGGUGGAGACUCUGGCAGCUUUGGCCAGGGCGGCGGCAUUGCUCUAGGCUUCGGUGCCAACCAAAACAUCCCGGGCCCUGCGCUUCUAUCUUCUAUGACCCAAGAUAACUCUGCCAGAGGUCAGGUGUCGACUCCAACUCCUCCCUCCUUUUCACAAUUCGCCUCUUUCUCGCAGCCAGUCUCCCAAUCAACCACCCCUCAACCUCCUCUUCAACAACAGCCUGCUCCUCCAUCGCAACCUGCUUCUGACCCCUUUGCUAUGCUCGGCGCUGGAAGCAUGAGCUCUCAGCGUGCAUCUCCUGCGCCACCUCAGCAACAGCCCGCUGCAGCUUCAAAUGACGAUGAUGAAUGGAGCUUCUCUUCAGCAUUGCCACCAGAGCCUAGCAAGCCCAAGGAGCACCAGGCUACUGUUAGCAACACAAACGUCAAGGUUGAGAUGAUUGCCAGAAGGGCUCCUGGUAACGAGAACGCUAUCAACAUCAUCUUUGCCUUCUCCAACAAUGUACCACAGCCUAUUAGCGAGCUUCACUUCCAGCUCGCUGGCUACGAACUCCAGCUCAAGCCCCAAACCGGCCGUGACCUUGCCCCGCAGCAGAGCCGCGGUAUCACCCAAGAAGUGCAGAUUUGGCACGCCGGAAAUCGUACCCAAAAGGUCACAAGUGCCAAACUGAGGUGGCGCGCCUCCUACAAGUUGAGCGAGCAAGCCGUUAAUGAGAUGGGCGAGGUGACCGAGUUCAGCCUCGCAUGA
Molecule: messenger RNA, 1926 nt
Organism: Fusarium pseudograminearum CS3096
Lineage: Eukaryota; Fungi; Ascomycota; Sordariomycetes; Hypocreales; Nectriaceae
Exons: 4
Coding region: 1-1926 (641 amino acids)
Biological process (GO): Golgi to vacuole transport; protein transport to vacuole involved in ubiquitin-dependent protein catabolic process via the multivesicular body sorting pathway; Golgi to endosome transport
Cellular component (GO): trans-Golgi network
Molecular function (GO): ubiquitin binding; phosphatidylinositol binding
Source: RefSeq, a predicted model, not a curated record